CCUUUGCCGACGGCAUCCGCGUAAUCGGCGGCUUGCGCGAUUCCAAAGUUUGUCGAAAAUACCUAGGCGGGUGGGCGGCGCCGCGACGCCGAGGACUCUCACGCCGCUUUCAUUCUGCGAGUCGGCGCCGACGCCGACGCGCUUCGAACGACAACCGACCGACCGAACCGACUCCCGCCGACCGUGUACUCCGCGACAUGCGCGCUUCUCGAAAUGGGUAACGUGCAGUGCUGCGCCAGCGGACGCUUCAAGGAGGGCAACCCGCCUAAUAAACCAAAGAACAAAAAGAAGAAAUCAAAAGGACUCAAAGGUGUAAGCAAGAAAAGCAACGGUGUUGGUAGUGGGAAAGGCAACGCGUUUGUUCAGAAGGCAUUAACAGUGGCGGAGGACGGAUCCGAACGAGCGGCUCCGGCCGUUUCCCCGGCUGAGGCUUUAGCACAAACAUCACCACCCGCCGAUGAACCACCCGCAGUUGGUGCCUCAGACGAACAACUAAGAGCCGAGACGGAGGCUAAUGAUUCAGAUGCUGCCGAAUCGGAUGGAUCGCGCACUGAAAGCAUGGCAGCCGCAAGAGAACGUUUUUUUGGACAGGUCCGUUCCGAAGAGUCCCUUCUUGCACAAGAAAAGAUCCCGAAGAACUCUCGAUGGAUACCUGAGCUCACGCUCGAUGGAAGCAACAGUCUGAAACACAACGGCAGCGCCAAAGACUUGGCAUCGGUCAUGGAGAAUCUAAAGAAGGGCGGACUGGUCUCCAGACAAAACCAGUCCUUAAAUACACAAGUCACUAGUUCGACACAACAGAUGGUCUCCAGUACUACGUCGAGUAGCGCGGCCUCCAGUCAGCGUAUGCAAAGUUCUUCUCAAAGACUGCAGCACAUGGCAACUUCGGAAAUGAAAGCCAGUUCGAUGAAAUCUGAUCUGACUGAACUAAAAAGUUCGAUUUCCGAAAUGAAGAAUCUAAGCAGUACAGCAGCUAAAAACUUUGGGCAAAGAUUGCGAAGCUCCAUGGAAAACAUAGUAGAUCAAGAUGAUAUGGGCGAACGCCACCUUCCUGAUAUACGAGAUCUUGGUGAAAUAAGCGAUUUGGGUAAUAUGAGUGAUAUGAGCGAGCUCCAAGGGGACGGACCACUGGUGACUUUUCCCGAAUCCGAUACGCCACCUCCUAUGAGUGAAAAACCAUCUUUGCUUUCUGGAAACACAGUAGCCGUUGGAUCAAGUGCUGCAAAUGAAUUGAAGUACAGUGCGGCACGGGUCACGUCAGCUAGUUCGACCCGGGUUGUAGCUGACGGCUACAGUGCAUCGAGAUCAGCCGCGAACAGUGCAAGGAUGCGUCGUCUACAGCACGGCGAACUGCAGUACGCUGAAAGAAGUGCGGCUGGAGCAUCACAUCGACUGCUACAGGCCGAAGGACUUACUGCCGAACAAAACGCCGCGUACCUUCAAGAGCAGCGUUCCUUAAAAGCGGGUGAAAUGAGUGCGCAAGAAGCUAAUAAUAUGUCCGCUUCGAGUUCGAGACUGCAAACCGAAGCUUUCAGUGCCGAGAAAAAAGCUAUGGCUUCAGCGCAAGCACGACAAACUGUCACAUCCAGUGGGAUGUUCUCUCACAAGGAACACUCCACUAUGGCACAAUCGAAUAUGACAAUCUCGAGCAAGAACCUCACAACCAAAUCAACGCUUCUCUCCUCACAGAUGAGUCAAUUACUGAACGGGACCAUCAAACCCGGCGACGAAGAUCUCACAAAUUUAACUUUCGAGGAUUUAAACAAUCUAAACGCCAAUUCAAAUCAAAAGGAUGUAGACAUGGCCAUACAGAAAUAUUCAUCGCGAAUGAACGCUUUCAUUACAUCCAUAAAAAACAAACAAAUGGAUAUGAAAAAUGCAUCUAUACAUUUCAGUAAACUGAAUGAAAUGUUGAGGAGAGCUUGGGCGGUACCUACAUAUGGACACGAACUUGGCUAUUCACUUUGCAAUACAUUGCGGACUUCGGGUGGCUUAGACAUUCUGAUGGCGAAUUGUUUGGAGUCUAACAAUCCGGAACUGCAGUUCUCAUCUGCCAAAUUACUUGAGCAAUGUCUCACGACAGAAAACAGGGCGCACGUCGUAGAGAAUGGUCUCGAAAAGGUCGUAAACGUCGCAUGUGUUUGUACGAAGAAUGCGAAUUCCGUGGACCACUCUCGAGUUGGUACAGGCAUUUUGGAGCACCUGUUCAAGCACAGCGAGAGCACUUGCGAUGACGUCAUCAAAUUAGGAGGUCUGGAUGCGGUGCUGUUCGAAUGCAGAAAAAACGACGUGGAAACUUUGAGACACUGCGCGACGGCUCUAGCGAACUUAUCUCUAUACGGUGGCGCGGAAAACCAAGAAGCUAUGAUCAAGAGAAAAGUACCGAUGUGGCUGUUUCCUUUGGCAUUUCAUAACGAUGACAACAUUAAAUAUUACGCGUGCUUAGCUAUAGCGGUCCUAGUCGCUAACAAAGAAAUCGAAGCCGCCGUAUUGAAAUCUGGGACAUUAGAUUUGGUCGAACCGUUCGUUACGUCACACAAUCCUUCCGAAUUCGCGAGAUCGAAUCUCGCUCACGCGCACGGUCAAAGCAAAAAUUGGCUGAAAAGAUUAGUUCCGGUGUUGAGUUCGAAGAGGGAAGAAGCUAGGAAUCUGGCGGCGUUCCACUUCUGCAUGGAAGCCGGGAUCAAGAAGCAACAGGGGAACACGGAGAUCUUUAGAGAAAUAGGUGCCAUAGAAUCGCUCAAGAAAGUUGCCAGUUGCCCAAACGCGGUGGCCUCUAAAUACGCCGCGCAGGCUCUUCGACUUAUCGGGGAGGAAGUUCCACACAAGUUAUCACAGCAGGUUCCCCUCUGGUCAAUCGAAGACGUAAGAGAAUGGGUCAAACAAAUAGGGUUUUCGGAAUACGCUACAAACUUUUACGAAAGCAGAGUCGACGGUGAUUUACUGUUGCAAAUCACGGAAGAGAAUUUAAAAGAAGACAUAGGCUUACAAAAUGGGAUCAAAAGAAAAAGAUUUACCCGCGAACUCCAACAAUUAAAGAAAAUGGCCGAUUACACGUCUCGCGACACAGGGAGUCUGAAUGAGUUUUUACAAAGCAUUGGUCCGGAAUACACUAUAUACACGUACUCUAUGCUCAACGCUGGCGUAGAUAAAGAAUCUAUUCGAGGCCUGAGCGACGAGCAAUUGGAAAGCGAAUGUCGCAUUGGCAACAGCAUUCACAGACUAAGGAUAUUGAAUGCCAUCAAAGCUUACGAAAACAGUUUACCCAGUAAAGGCGAAGAGAACAUGGAGAAGAAUUUGGACGUCUUCGUCAGCUAUAGAAGGUCAAAUGGAUCGCAGUUGGCUAGCUUGCUCAAAGUGCACUUACAGUUGAGAGGUUUCACGGUUUUCAUCGAUGUGGAGAGGCUAGAAGCAGGCAAAUUUGACAAUAAUUUGCUGCAGAGUAUCAGACAAGCUAAACACUUCUUGCUAGUUCUCACACCAAACGCCUUGGACAGGUGUAAGAGUGAUCAUGACAGGAAAGACUGGGUCCAUCGGGAAAUUGUAGCAGCGUUACAAUCGCAGUGUAACAUUGUGCCAAUUAUCGACAACUUCGAAUGGCCUAAAGCUGAGGAGUUGCCUGAAGAUAUGAGAGCCGUGUGCCAUUUCAACGGAGUCCGGUGGAUUCACGACUACCAAGACGCUUGCGUCGAAAAACUUGAAAGUUUCCUACGUGGAAAGUCUAAUCUCGCCAAUCGCCUAGAGGGACAGCUCAGAGGUCGCGGGGACGUCCAAACCCCCGGGACCGCUACGAUAGGUCGCGGACCGCCGAACUAUCAACGGAUGGCGUCUUGCGAGAGCCGCGGUAGUGAUAAAGCAGAUUGACUAGAGCCGUCCAUACACACGCUGCCGCCUAUUAGACCACGCCGUAAUCGCCAUUCCCUGAAUAAAGCCACACCAAUCACCACGCAAAGUUGUGAACAAUUGAACAGCAGUAACGUCUCGUCGAAGAGCGUAUCUCCAGAAAAAUCUUUGCACAGUCUGCCCGAGAGACUAUCUGAAAGUAGUGAUAAUUUAGAUUUAAACGAAGCCGAAAGAACAUCACGGAGAUGUCGUAGCUGCGAAGGGAUACUCGACGCAGAUGAGCAACGUCACACCCAAUUGUCAUUGCCUGCGCCUUUAGAUGCCGCCACGCAAACGAAGAGAAAACGAAAUUUUAUGGACAGAUGCGUGAACAAAGUGAGACUAUGCUGAUAAAUGAUGAUGAUAAUGAUGAUAAAUAAACAUAUUCGAAUAAAACAGGAACGCAUACGCUUGCAGAGUGUGUAUUUAAAAUGACUGCGUUAUUAAUUGGACUGUAAUCGCAUUAAUUAAGUGGAUCUUAUUUUUUAAAGUACAAAUGUUGUGCGCACAUUGUGUAUAUAAUUUUGUGUACGCAUAUUUAAUUCUAAAAGUGUACCUAGUAGAAACACAUUCGGUAUAUAUUAAAGAUUGUAAUCUCAUUGAGUGCAUGUGGAAAUUAUGUGAAAAGUAAUUGCUACCCUGCUGUGUUGGAGGAACAUCGCAUAAGGUGGUAAUGUUGUUAUAAAAUGGCCAGUUUGCUAUUAUUAUAGUAUGGCGUGUUUAUUAUACGUAUAAUUUUCUCGAUUUUGGCAAAUAAUAUCUCUCUAUCUCUUCACUCUCUAUAGAUUUUACAAAGAGUUAAUGGAUGUAGCUAUUUUACUUUGUCUUAUUAUCUUGCCAAUAAAGUAUUGUAAAAAGAAAACAAAAUUAUAAAUUGCAAAUGUGAUAGCUUAGAUCUUCUAGAAAUUAUAUAAAAUAAAUACAAUCACUCAAUAUAAAAGAUUCGCUAGUACAUACCUAAUUUAUUUUUUCACUAUUUUAUGGAAUACUAUUGUAAAGACGAUGAUACUGUGAAUUGUACAAAAUUUUAAUAGUGUGUAGUGUUCAUUUUAAGAUAUAACCAUAGAGCUAUUUUAUCCAGAAGCAUUGUAUUUAUGUACUAGCCUAACAAGAAAAUAAAUAUUAUCAAAACAAA
Molecule: messenger RNA, 5017 nt
Organism: Bombyx mandarina (wild silkworm)
Lineage: Eukaryota; Metazoa; Arthropoda; Insecta; Lepidoptera; Bombycidae
Gene: Sarm
Product: sterile alpha and armadillo motif
Biological process (GO): signal transduction; negative regulation of MyD88-independent toll-like receptor signaling pathway; response to axon injury
Cellular component (GO): dendrite
Molecular function (GO): protein binding; NAD+ nucleosidase activity; signaling adaptor activity
Source: RefSeq, a predicted model, not a curated record